This is a messenger RNA of Prorocentrum cordatum, 1047 nucleotides long. Lineage: Eukaryota; Dinophyceae; Prorocentrales; Prorocentraceae. The record is from the annotation of a GenBank genome assembly.
AUGGGCCGCAGCCUCAGCCGCGACCCGUCCCAGAACCGGUACGUGUUCGGGGAGUUCGGGGAGCAGUGGGCACCACUCCGAGACGUCUACGUGCCGCCUCCCUGCGCGUCCUGCAGCGGGUCCAGGGCAGCCAUCACCAUCGGCCUCGGGGGCCUGCACAGCGGCGCCCCCUGGCACACCCACAACGCCGCCUUCGUGGAGAUGCUCCACGGCUCCAAGCACUUUGCGCUGCUGCCGCCCGAGGACGAGGACACCCAGGAGAUCCGCGAGGCCAUCGCGAACCUGUCCCAGCUGCACUGGCAUCGGGACGUGCGCCCGCUCAUGGAGCGCGCGGGGAGGCUCGCUCGCCUGCAGGAGUGCGUGAUCCGACCUGGGGAGCUGCUCUAUCGCACAGGCAGACUGGCCCGCGGCGACGCCCAGCUGCUGGAACAGACGCAACUCCAGGGCGGCAGAGUCCGCGCACCCGUGGGCGACACCACCGACACCGGCGGCGGUUUAGGCGGGAAUCGCGUGUGCAGCAUGGCGGCAGCAGGCGCCCACGGCAGCUUCGCCCGCUUCGCCGCGCGGGAGGCCGAGGACCUCGUCGAGGCGCGCGAGAGUCCUUUGAAGCUGGGCGGGCAUGCGGAUCGUGUGCUGGCGUACGAGGUCACCGUCACGCUGUCCGUGAGCAAGCUGGUUCAGCACCGCGCCCAGCGCUCGCCCCGCGCCCAACGCUCGCCCCUCGCGGGCGGCCGGGCUGCAGGCGGCGCGCAGCACCCCCCGCGGCCGUCCAGGCCGUUGGCCGGGCGGCAGGCGGAGGCGUUCGAGAAGGUGCCCGCCAAGGGCAUCGGCUGGGCCUACACCGUCGCGUGGCUGGCGACGAUCGUCUGCUGGGGGCUGUGUGCCUGGGUCGCCCCUGUCGCGCUCGCCAAGCCCCACUACAAGGUGCCGGCGGUCCACGCCAGGUUCAUGCUGGCGCAGGGGCUCGCGCCCCUGCUGCUCGUGAACUCCGUGUUCAAGUCGCUCCGCGGGGCGGCCAACGCGGCGGGCUGGCACCGCCUCAGAUGA